Molecule: messenger RNA, 1184 nt
Organism: Hirundo rustica (Barn swallow)
Lineage: Eukaryota; Metazoa; Chordata; Aves; Passeriformes; Hirundinidae
Exons: 7
Coding region: 203-871 (222 amino acids)
Cellular component (GO): membrane
Source: RefSeq, a predicted model, not a curated record
UCGCUGGUUUCUUUCGGCCCCGGCUCGGAGCCUCUUUCCCUGGCCGCGGAGCAGGAGCAGGAGCAAGGAGCAGGAGCAGGAGCUCUCCCCGGGGAGCGCCGGCCGGUGCCGCUGCAGGAAGAGCCGUUCUCCCGACCCUGGAAGGCUCUGGGGCAGCUCGCCAGUCUCCCCGUUCGGGGGUCUGUGUGGGAAUCAGAGCAGCAUGGAUCGGUAUCGAUAUUUCAUCUUUAACCAGAGGAACAUGGUCGUGCUGGGGAUGUUCCAGAUAGCCUUCAGCACAGUCUGUGUCACCAGCGGGUUCAUAGAUGGUAUCUUCAGAACAGAGUCUCAGCUGGGCAAAACCAGAGCUCCGAUUUGGGCCGGCAUGGUGAUGGGAGUCCCAGGCGUCCUGGCUUUGUUCUCCUCGCAGAGGAAGAACCCAAUUCUCGUGAAUGUGCUGGUAGUUGCUUCCAUAAUCUCUUACGUUGCCAUCCUCGUUGUCAUAGUUUAUAGCUCCCUCACACUGAGCUAUGGUGAAGAGGAGGAGCCGAGUUCUGUCCCAGUCCAUGUUAUCCAUACUAGGUUCAUACUCAGUAAAGUUGUCAAGGCUGCUAACAUAGCCAUGCUGGCUGCAUCCAUCUGCAGUGCCUUUUUUGUUCUGGCCAUGGCUUACUUGGGAUGCCGGAGCCUUCCACGCUGCUCCUGCUACGACAGUGUAACCGGGAUGGAGUGGUUGCAACCUAAUGAGGACCAAAAUCAGGCUGUGGAAAUGGUUUGUGCUGUACAAAGUCCUGGAGGCAGAAAUUUUAACUUCCCAGAUCGGUUUCCAGCCCAGGAUGUAGAUGCAGAGGAAGACACAUCCAAACCCCCACCAUAUAUCAGACUGACUUGAAAAAGUGGCCGAACAUUUUGUUCAAACCUGACAAGAGAGACGCAGGAAGUUCUGAAUCUUUAAAGUUGGCUUUGCACUUUUCCUUGGCCAUUUGAAAGAACACAAACACACAGAGCAAACUAGUGAAUGGCCAGCACUGAGCAGAGAUCGCAGAGCAGAGGGAAAGAUCUGCUGGUGAUUUUGAACUUUCAGACUUUGUAUAGUGAAAAUACCUCAUUGCCUCUGGAAGGGGAGAGCAUUUUUUCCUCCAGCUUUUGUACUUAAAUCACGUCUUAUUUCACUAGAAUUCAUGGUGUAAUUUGUGUAGCAGUGC